AUGCCACAAUGCAACUGCACUACAUGCAACGGCGCACUCGUUCCUGCGCAUGUAAUUCGCAAUCAUAAACGCUCGAACUUACUGAACGAAACUCUCCAAUCACAAAUUCACUACAAGCGCAUCGCCGGACGCAUCAUACCAGGACCUCAGUCAGAUGUGGGCCCUGUUCCUCGUGGUUUUGCUGUCUCGUUAUGCGAACCAGCUCCAUCGCUGUCACCACACUUCGAGCCCCACUUCUCGGACUCCGCAGUACUUGACUCUGGCUGUCUUAGAGAUGAAGAUCUUCGUAUCACCACCCAGGAUGAUGCCAUGCCUCACCUUGGCCCCUUUCAUAGUCUGGAGGCAUUACUUACAGCUGUCAAUCACUUUGACAAAUAUAAUUCUGCAACAGCUGCAGGAUCACGGCCACUCACGCCUCACGAUGCACAUCAUCUUCCUGCUGACCCAGACCAGGCUAAUUUUGAUAGGGAACUUCAAAGGGCUUUGGAAUAUGUGCAAGAACACCAGGACGAGGAAGAAGAGGCCGAUCCUGACAUGGAGGUUAACACUGAUGAAUACGAGGAUCUUGCAGCACCUGCACAACCUGGCGAGGAUAAUCCGGACCCCUUUCUGAUCCCAGAUGAUUUGUCUGCAGAAGAUGCCACGGACCUAACACAUCUUCCUGGUCACCUUCUCUCUAUAUAUGCACUCGUCUCAUGGCUCCACUUACAAUUUCAUCUCCCCAGGGUCACGUGCAACGCGCUGCUUACUAUUCUUGGAUUCGUUUUGCUUUCCAUUUCACCCAACAUCGAGACACCCUUCGUCACCCUUCAAUCAAGUAAUCGAGUUCUAGGCAUCGACAAGCCUAUCUACACACUACCGCACACCAUGAAGAUACCAGUAGUGAAGUAUCCUUAUCUUCCUCUCUCCCAUCAGUUCAAAUCCCUGCUGAAGAUACCUGGUCUUGAGGCACUUCUUGAUAGCUGGCGCUCCAAACCGCGUGCACCGAAUCAAUAUUUGACGGUAGUGUCAAUCUUGGAGUUGACUGGUUUUCCUAUAUACGAAGCAAUAUUGCCCCGUCGCACUCCUCAUGUCCGACCUCGUUCUCAAUAUCUAAUCUGCCACCGGAAUAUCGAUGGUAUCAAGAUACCUACUGAGUCGUGUCCAGAAGGUCGCCUCGUUCGAGUGAUACUGGUAGCUGUUGUGUGUGACAAGCCAGCCACACACAAAAUCGGCGGUUUCGCUUCUCACUCUCACACUAACUUUUUAUUGCCAGCAAAGAUAAGGCAUCUGCCUUUGAGAAGGGAGAUGUGUCCAGCUUUCAAAGUUCGCACUGAUGCUCAACACUGCGAAUUAGGCGAACUGUAUCGCAACCUGACGACGCCAAAUGCUCGCAAAACCUUUGUCAAGGAUUUUGCGACGCGCUAUACGCAGCUCUCACAUUUACCUUAUUUCAAUAUUGUCGAGCAGGUGAUCAUUGAUCCAAUGCACAACUUAUUUCUCGGAUCCUGUGGUAAACUCCCUAUGGAUAUAGGCAUGCCAUCAGGCGGCUCUCUUACAGCCGACCAAUGGCUACUGCUCUCCACUGUAUACGGUCCUAUCAUCAUUCCACAGUUGUGGUCCACUUGCCUACCCUCUGAUACUGACAAUCAGAUCUUGCAGCAACAUUUUGCGAUGAUACAAAGGUCAGAGGCGGAUAAGCAAGCCCAGGCAACUCACAAAGCUGAAGACAAGCAAGCACUUGCUGAAGCAAAAAAGCGCGGUAAAGAGGCCUUUGAGGCGGAGAAAGCACGUAUAGCCUCACAGAAACUUGCUGACGCAGAGGCGAAGAAAAACAAGUUGAGACUUACCGCCGUCAAACAGGCCGAGAAGGCACAACUCGCUGCCGAAAAGAAGGCAAGGGCAGCUCAGAGGAAGGGGAAAUGCAAAGCGACGGAGCAAAGUGUCCCAGACUUGCCUGAAGGUCAACCCUGGUCUUGUCCACCACCACGAGAAUCGACGUCCUCGACAGCUCAAUUCCUCCUGCAAGAUCCAGAAUAUAUGGAUGAUAUAGACCCGCAGGCUGACGACCUUAAGUUCUCCCUUCAUCCUGAGGAUCCUGCCAACUUCCUUAAACUAUCUGCUGUGCUUCGCAUACUAAUAAAACAUCAGCUCAGCGACGAGGACCUCGAUGAAGCGGAUCAAUUGAUUCGAGAUUACUGUACCGAGCUUCUUAAUCUUUACAGUUCAAAUGUUGUCAAGCCCAAUCAUCACUACACUACACAUGUCGUCGAGUACGCGCGAAACUUUGGACCUCUACACGACUUCUGGACUUUCCUUUUCGAACGUUUGAAUAAGGUCCUCAAAUCUUACAAAACGAACAACCAUGCGAAUGGAGAGCUCGAGACCACCUUCUUCAAGACACUUCCUCACGAAGUCGCAAAUGUCAUGAUCAAGGCAUCUAACGAGGAACGGGGUACUGUGGCAGGUUUAGCGGCACUCACAAAGGAUCUUGAUGAUGCUGUCGUCGACGCUGUUCAAAUAUAUUCACUAAGUCCACGACAUCGCAAGAGGGACAUGUCUAUGGACACCUAUAGGCUUCUUGCUCAGUCGCUUUGCUUCCGGUUUCCACACACGCCCGUUCACUGUCGCACGGACCGUGCCAUUGUACCCCAGAGUCUUCCCCUCAAUCGCCAGACGGUCUUCUUCGACUAUGUCAUUGUUGACGGGAAAGCGUUACUACGCUUCCCGUACAGUCGGAUCCAACCGCUCCUCAAUUUCCACGGAGAAGAGAAAACGAUGUGGUUCGCUCGGAUGAGAUGGUUCAAACCGUGGGGUGCUCAACUGUCGGUGUACGCCUUUGGGAAUUGGGAGAAUAUCGGGAUCGCGACUGUCAGCUGCCACUCCUUAUCGAGCCAGACUGGAUCGUUAGCCAGCUUGGAAUGA
Molecule: messenger RNA, 2904 nt
Organism: Suillus fuscotomentosus
Lineage: Eukaryota; Fungi; Basidiomycota; Agaricomycetes; Boletales; Suillaceae
Exons: 15
Coding region: 1-2904 (967 amino acids)
Source: RefSeq, a predicted model, not a curated record